Argentina anserina (silverweed cinquefoil) is the source of this 2013-nucleotide messenger RNA. Its product is annotated as sugar transporter ERD6-like 7. Gene Ontology annotation, molecular function: sugar transmembrane transporter activity. Gene Ontology annotation, cellular component: membrane. Gene Ontology annotation, biological process: transmembrane transport; carbohydrate transport. The transcript has 19 exons. The coding region runs from base 186 to 1628 and encodes 480 amino acids. Lineage: Eukaryota; Viridiplantae; Streptophyta; Magnoliopsida; Rosales; Rosaceae. The record is from RefSeq and is a predicted model, not a curated record.
AUAGGAGUCCUCUUGUUAUAAUGUUUGACUUCUUAACAAAGAUUAAUCUCUUGAUCUCCUUCUGCCGUGCUUCUGUGAAAGUUUGGAUCUGUUUCCUUAUUAAAUGAAAACGACAGAGAUAUGUCCACCACAUCAAUCAUACAGUGAUUCAGAUACGUCGUGGGAGUUGUGUAAAUCGGGGAGACAUGGCGAUCAAAGAGGAUGUGGAGAAUGUUGUGCAGGAGAACAUAAGGGAGCCACUCAUGAGAGGUAGUGGAGAGGGAUCCGGUCAUGGAAGCAGCAAAGAGGAUCAAUGGAUGGUUUACCUGAGCACAUUUGUUGCAGUUUGCGGUUCUUAUGAAUUUGGAUGCUGUGUGGGUUAUUCUUCGCCUACUCAGUCUGCCAUCACGGAAGAUCUCAGUUUAACAACAUCUGAGUACUCAGUGUUUGGCUCCAUUCUCACAUUUGGUGCAAUGAUAGGUGCUAUCACAAUUGGACCCAUCACUGAUUUUAUUGGUCGAAAAGGGGCCUUGAGAAUGUCCUGUGCUUUCUGUGUUGUGGGUUGGCUUGCAAUUUAUUUUGCUGAGGGUGCUUGGGCUCUUGACAUUGGGAGAUUAGCAACUGGAUAUGGAAUGGGAGCCUUUUCAUAUGUUGUACCUAUUUUCAUUUCCGAAAUUGCACCCAAGAAUCUUCGAGGAAGACUAACCGCUUUAAAUCAGCUGAUGAUUGUUUCUGGAGUGUCAGUGUCCUUCAUAAUCGGGCUUGUAGUAAGUUGGAGGGCUUUAGCACUAAUAGGACUAAUUCCCUGUGCUGUGACCCUUUUUGGUCUCUUUUUCAUUCCCGAGUCUCCAAGAUGGUUGGCAAAGAAAGGACGCCACAGAGAUUUUGAGGUUGCACUGCAGAAACUUCGCGGGAAAGAUGUUGACGUCUCUCUUGAAGCAGAAGAAAUCCAGGAAUAUAUAGCAACUCUUGACAGUCUUCCCAGAGCCAAAUUAUUAGAUUUAUUUCAAAGAAGAUACCUGCCAGCAGUCUUGAUAGCAGUUUUCUUAAUGGUCUUUCAACAACUGGGAGGAAUCAAUGGUGUCUGUUUCUAUGUCAGUGAUAUUUUUACGCAAGCAGGAUUUUCUUCCACCGUGGGAACUAUAAUUUAUGCUAUUCUCCAGGUUGUGGUAACUGGCAUUGGUGCAUCCUUUAUGGAUAGGCUUGGACGAAAGCCUCUGAUUUUGACUUCUGCAUCAGGAUUGCUACUUGGCUGUGCGGUGACUGCAAUUGCGUUCUUUCUCACAGCUCAGGAAUUGGCUUUGAGUGUUGCUCCUAUACUUGCUGUUACUGGAAUACUGAUCUUCAUAGGAGCCUUUUCAAUAGGAAUGGGAGCAGUACCUUGGAUUAUUAUGUCUGAGAUAUUCCCCAUCAAUAUUAAAGGGCAGGCGGGAAGCUUAGCCACGCUGGUGAACUGGUUUGGUGCAUGGUUGUGUUCCUACACUUUCAACUUCCUUAUGAGUUGGAGUACAUACGGUACCUUCAUUCUGUAUGCAGCAAUCAAUGGUCUGGCUAUAGUUUUUGUGAUAUUCUUUGUACCUGAAACAAAGGGGAAAACUCUGGAACAGAUCCAAUCAGCCAUAAGCAAAGAGAGAAGUGAAGAGAUAUAAAGAGAAGAAAUGGACAUCAUUAUUGUGGGUAAUUUUCAUUGAUAUUUCUCAUGCUUCCAUUGCCGAAACUGGCAGCAUUGUAAUCUGGCAGUGUUGUACUGCUGUUUGUCGUUUUUUUUUGCCUUUUAAUUUGAGGACUUGAGGUCAAUUGGUGCCGGAGUUUCAGUUUAUCUAUAAAGUGCUGUCUGAAUUCGUUGCUGCGAGAAUAGGCAAGGUUGAUCAAAUAUGGUGUAACUAGUUUUGUUCUUGUAAAUCCCACAACCAAAAACAGUCACAGAAAGUAGUUUGCAGAAGCUAAUGAGUGAUCAGGAGUAUAUAAUCAUGAAACAUAAAUUAUAUGCAUCCAACCAUGCAUUACUUCAAAACCUAACAAGCCAUGCACACC